CACACACACUCACAGUACUGACUACUGACCAAGCAUGGAGAGCCUGCAGCACACUUCCAGCUAACUUCUAUUAGAGCAAAGAAUUGAUCGGCUGGACCAGUAUGCUGGGCGGGGACCCUGUGGAGGAGUGACAGGCAGCAGUUCUCAGGCUGGACGUUACGGGACCCAGUGGGUCCCAUCACUGCCAUGGAGUUUGGGAGGUUUCUUUUCAAGUCCCAAAGAACUUUGCUGCUCGGCAUGAUAAUGUUCAAACUGGGUAUACUGUGCACAGCAGCAGACCAGUGUCUGUCAUCUCCAUGUCAGAAUGGAGGUACGUGUUUGGACUAUAUGGGUAACUACACGUGUCUCUGCCCCAGAUGGCCAGUCCACUACACGGGCAAGGACUGUAAGGAGCUGUACGAUCCCUGUGUCUACGAUGCCCCUUGCACCAACUGUACCAGCACACUGGGCACAGGAGUCUACACCUGCCACUGCCUUGUCGGCUUCGCAGGGACCAACUGCACACUCAACAUCAGCAGGUGUUUGGACAACCCAUGUAAAGGGGGUGUCAGGUCUCACUGUGUGGACAGGGUGGACGGCUACACCUGCCACUGUCCCCCUGGCUAUGGAGGAGAAGCGUGCCAGGAGAGGAUCAGGGACUGCUCUGAGGAGCCGUGCCAUAACGAUGCCACCUGUGUUGGCACACCGGAUGGGUACGUGUGCCAGUGUGGCCCGGGUCUCCAGGGGAGGGACUGUGAGGAGAACAUAGAUGACUGUAAGUCACUCCCCUGUCAGAACGGAGCCAUCUGUAAAGACGGCGUCAACGGAUACCAGUGCUUCUGUGUGCCUGGUUUCCAAGGCUACCACUGCGACCUGGACAUUAACGAGUGUGCGUCGCGGCCGUGUGAGAACAACGGGACCUGUGCCAAUGAGGUGGACCACUAUGAGUGCAACUGUCUUCUUGGAUUCAAAGGGGUGAACUGUGAAGUGGAGAUAGAUGACUGUGAGGAGCAGCCCUGCCAGAAUGGAGCCAGCUGCCAUGACCAUGUGGGUCUGUACACAUGUGAGUGUGUGUCCGGGUACGAGGGCCAUGAAUGUGAGCUGGACAUUGAUGAGUGUGCCAGCGGACCCUGUCUCAACGAGGGCAACUGCACAGACCUGGUGAACAGCUAUGAGUGUGACUGCACUGGAACAGGCUUUACAGGAGAGCAAUGUGAAGUGGACAUCCCAGAGUGUGCUUCUGACCCCUGCCAGAAUGGAGCGACCUGCGUAGAGGGAAUCAACCAAUAUGGCUGUUUCUGCUGGCCAGGUUAUGAAGGGAAGAACUGCCAGGUGGAUAUAGACGAGUGUGAGCUGGAGCCCUGUGAGAAUGGAGGAGAGUGUUUCCAGCGCUCAGAGUUGCUGUACUAUGGGGUGCUGUCUGGGCUGGAAGACAGGGAGUUCAACUAUGAGGAUGCAGCUGGGUUCCUCUGCCACUGUCAACCUGGGUUUGCUGGAGAGAGUUGUGAAGUGAAUGUGGACGAGUGUGAAUCCGCCCCAUGUCAGAACAAAGGGAGCUGUGAGGACCUGGUCAACUCAUAUUGGUGUGUCUGUCUACCGGGGUUCACAGGUGUGCACUGCGAGGUAGACAUUGACGAGUGUGAGAGCGAGCCUUGUCAGAAUGGAGGGUCCUGCCACGAUGGCUCCAACGCCUACACCUGUCACUGUGUGGAGGCGGAGCCAGGGGAGGAGCCAUGGGGCGGCCAUAACUGUGACGUCCGCCUGAUUGGCUGCAGGGAACACCUGUGUGAGAACGGAGCUCCCUGUGUGCCUAUCCUAAGCCAAGAAGAGGAUGGUAAUGAGGACAGUGAUGGGGAUGAGGAUGAACAAGAGCAUGGACACACCUGCCUUUGUCCCCCAGGCUUCACUGGGAAGCACUGCGGCAUCCCCACCACCUUCUCCUUCAACACAGAGGGCUAUAUCCUCAUUCAGCUCCCUCCUACAGCUAACAGGAGCAGGGCAGAAGUAGAACCCCAUCACCACCACGUCCAGCUGCGCUUCAGGACCACUCUGCCUAACAUGCUUCUGUUCUACGGAGGGGCUGAGCACUACUUUGUGUCCCUGGAGAUCGUGGGGAGUUACCUCAAGGCUAGAGCUGGAUCAGGGAAAAAGCUACAGGCCACCUACCAUCUCCCAGUCAACGACGGAGACUGGCAUGAGGCCAAAGUGACCAUGGAUGAGAAGCUGGUACUGAUGGUCAAAGGACCAGUCUGUGACAAUGACGAGGGAUGCACGGUGGAGAACGAAGGACACAACCAAUUGGUCUUCUUCCAACAUGGAUCAUUCCUAGAAGUCUAUGUGGGGGGAGCCCCCCAGAAGUAUCUGGCCAACACAGACAGUAGGAAGGGUUUCAUUGGCUGCGUGGAGGAUCUACAAGUUGACCACCAGCGUGUUCUGCCACAGGAUUUCUCUCGAGAGCACGUCCAAGACAUGGAGCUGGGCUGCAACAAGACUGACUGGUGUCAUCCUGACCCCUGCCAUCAUCGUGGGCAAUGUAUUGACCUGUGGACUAGCUUCAGCUGUGAGUGUCAUCGACCCUAUCAUGGCUCCCUGUGUGAAGAAGAACACCCCUCAUGGACAUUCAGUAAUGAAGAAACAGUGAGCUAUGCUGCCUUCAACAUCAACACAACUGAUGGUGAGAACUUCAACAUCUCCUUCUUCCUCCGCUCUCUGAAUCCCAGCGGCCUGCUACUCCAGCUGCGGAGAGGGAGGAGGGCCUACCUCAUCCUGUACCUGCGGGAGGGAACCCUGGUCUUCAACAGCCCCCCCACCACUCUGUUCUCUAACAAUAUCUACUUCACCAGCGGACAGAGGGAGCUGGUUACUAUAACAAUACGCCAGGGUCAGGUAGGGUUCAGCCAGGCUGGUACACAGCUCUCCCUGGGGAGGGUGAGGAUGGAACGGGGGGAUGUGGUGUACAUCGGGGGUCUGCCACCGGGGGAGUCCACUGCCCCCUGGGGAGGUCACUUCAAAGGCUGCCUGCAGGACAUCACUCUGGACCACAUGCAGCUGUAUCCCAACCACACAAAGGAGGAGUGCCACACCUAUGAAGCGUACCAGUGCUACUUCCCAAACAAAGCUGAGAAUGUGUUGGAUGGCUGUGUCAGUGAUGAGGCAUGCAAGGCUGGUCCCUGUCAGAAUGGAGGAACGUGCAUGGUCACCUGGAAUGACUUUGAGUGCACCUGUCCCAUGAACUUCUCUGGCAGGCGAUGUGAUACACGCGUGUGGUGUGUCAGUGACCCCUGUGCCAUGGGCAGCCAGUGUGUGGAUCUAGUUGACGGUUAUGAGUGUCUCACUAAUGCCACCUUUGAGAGAAACGCUCUGCAGUUCACUGCUAACGGCUCGCUAGUUGCCUCGGUGACUAGUGUCUCCGUGGACAUACGUACGCGGAAGGAGAACGGCGUGCUACUGCGGGCCACUAACGGAGCAGAGGUCUUCUGUCUGGGUCUGCUCAACUCCUACCUACUAGUCAAACUACUGAGUGGCAACAGCCUGGAGUUGCAGGCAUUCACCAGUGACCUGACCAUCUCAGAUGGGGCCUGGCACCAUCUCCACCUUGCCAUGGCCGAUCCCCUGCAACCUGUGUCCCGCUGGCGCCUCACUGUGGACGGGCGCAGGGUGGGCAGCACCAUGGGCACAGCCGGGAAUCUCAACUUCCUCAACGACACCACUGUGUGGAUGGCAGAGAACUACACAGGCUGUCUGGGGGAGUUGAGGGUGGGAGGAGUCUACCUACCCCUGGUGGACGACCAGGAUGCCCCCCAGGCAGCCCGGUUUAUCAGGCAGGGGGGCCAGGAGCCCAAGAUGGGGUGUGUUGGUGCCGAUGUGUGCCAGUCCCAGCCCUGCCUAAACCAGGGCUUCUGCCAGGACCUCUGGAACCUGUUAAACUGCAGCUGUGCCCCAGGCUGGGAAGGACAGUUCUGCCAGAGGAACACAGAUGAGUGUGCCUCAGGCCCCUGUGCCCAUGGCACCUGCACAGACCUGCUGGCAGACUACCGGUGUGAGUGUCACAAAGGCUGGGGGGGCAGAGACUGUGAUGAGGAGGUGGAUGACUGCCUGGAACACAGGUGUUUGAAUGGGGGCUCCUGUCUGGACGGGACGGGCAACUACCACUGUGUCUGCCUCCCUGGAUACAGCGGCCGCCGCUGUCAGCGGAGAUUCCCUCCACAGCAGUGUGAUGAGGAUACGCAGUGUGACAACGGUGGAGUCUGCAUGGAUGGGAUCUGGGGUGCCAACUGCACCUGCAAGCCUGGAUACACUGGGGACUGGUGUGAGGCAGAGAUAGAUGAGUGUGAGUCCAGUUCCUGUCUCAACGGUGCUACCUGCCUGGACCGACUCAACAGCUUCCAGUGUAUGUGUUUGCCGGGCUUCAGCGGCACACAGUGUGAAAGCAAUAGACAGGAGCAGAGGGAGCGUGUGCCCUGGCUAGUGGUGGCCAUCCCUCUGGCCAGCCUGUGUGUGCUGUUGGCUGUGGUGGCCCUGGUCUUCAUGGUGCUGACUGCCCGCAAGAAGCGGCAGUCAGAGGAGUCUGCCCAGGAGGUUCACCUACCUUCCUUUGCUGGUUUCAUACAUUAUCUGGUUCAGACACACAAACAGACAGGCGAGGACUGGUCCCUCAUUAAAGAGGUGUCCAAGGGUGAAAGGCGACCAGCGGUGUGGACAUGUGUGCUGCUGCUGGGUCAGUUCACUCAUCGUCUGCAGUGCCCAGGAGGUGUUCUAACUACGGCUUAG
Molecule: messenger RNA, 4749 nt
Organism: Oncorhynchus keta (chum salmon)
Lineage: Eukaryota; Metazoa; Chordata; Actinopteri; Salmoniformes; Salmonidae
Product: protein crumbs homolog 1-like
Exons: 13
Coding region: 187-4749 (1520 amino acids)
Biological process (GO): establishment or maintenance of epithelial cell apical/basal polarity; heterophilic cell-cell adhesion
Cellular component (GO): protein-containing complex; plasma membrane
Molecular function (GO): calcium ion binding
Source: RefSeq, a predicted model, not a curated record